Molecule: messenger RNA, 4368 nt
Organism: Mycotypha africana
Lineage: Eukaryota; Fungi; Mucoromycota; Mucoromycetes; Mucorales; Mycotyphaceae
Exons: 4
Coding region: 257-3961 (1234 amino acids)
Biological process (GO): intracellular signal transduction; protein phosphorylation; negative regulation of glycogen biosynthetic process
Cellular component (GO): cytosol; cytoplasm; nucleus
Molecular function (GO): protein serine/threonine kinase activity; ATP binding
Source: RefSeq, a predicted model, not a curated record
UUUUUUUUCAUUAUUAUUACUAGGCUUCAUUAACUCUCUUUUAAUAUAUCUAUAAUAUACCUAUGAGUUUUCAAAAACUAGAUAAUCAAGGUAAAAUGGUUCAGUAGUAUCACCAUUUUCAUUAUUUCAAGAGGAGAAAGGGAGGGUGUUGAUCUUCAUACUGUUGCCACUUUUUUUUUCUUUGCCCGCACUGGCUUUCUUUUAUCGGCGUCUACGUAUCCCCGUUCAUUUAACUAAUGGUCAGCUUUUUCGCACAAUGUUAGAUGUCAAACAGUCAGAUCAACCAUUGUAUUCACAAAAAGAAGAUAAUUUGAACACAAGGGAUAGCAACGAUUCUACUCCACAAAUGUCAGACAGCGAUGAUAACAAUAAUGAAAUUGCCGUUCAAGGAUUUGAGCGUUUUCGAGAAAAUAGUACAAGUUCUGCAGAAGACGCGACCAGAAUACUCACUGGGAACAAAAAUAAACAUUGUUCUACGACCCCACCAGGAGCCAUAGCAACAACAUCCACUUCAACAUCAUCAUCGUCCUCCUCAUCAUCCACACAGACGCCACCACUGUCAGUUACAGCAGCACCCACAUCACCACCACCGCCGAAUGAUUCCAUUGCUGAAUAUUGUGCAGAAUCACUUUAUAGCUACAGUUUCACACCUCUUUCACGAGUGCAUAAAGCAGCCAAAAUAAAAAGACAGAUUCUAAGCCGUGGAAUGGAUUACAUGCAGCGUAUUCGAUGGAAAACAGGCGAGCGUGAUACCGGCAGGCGAUUCUCACAGCCGGAUAUUGGCGUGCUGGACCAAAAUAACGAUUGGGUCGAAACACCCAGUGAAACGCUACGAUUCAAUAAAUAUCCUGUCAUCCGUGAAAUGGACACAACCGCCGUUUCAUCGCCACCAUCGCCACUCGCAACAACGAGUAUGGCCACCACGGCUAUUGCCAAUGGCAACUCAGCCUUUCCGCCCUCUCCAUUGAACCCUUCCUUCAACGAUCAACGCCAUCAACAACAACCAAAGCCUACCUUCAAAAAUGCACUAAACAAUUCUAUCAUGCCAUCCUCCCCUACUCUGUCAUCACCCAUUCCUACCGCCGCCAGACGACACCCUACUCGUUCACCUUUGGCUUCGUCGCAUACAAAAAAUGAUGCAGAUGAUGCAGAUGAUAAUGACGGCUUUCAUCUUUCUCGACGACAAACCAUUGAUGUGUACAACAAUUUACCUCCUAUUUAUGAGAGUCCGCGUGAUGCAACGACUACUACUACUACGACUACUGCGACUGCUACCAGUACUCCUUCGGGCACGACAGAGGAAGUCUUUCCAGCUUUUAUACAAUAUUCCAGAGCACUACAUGCUCCUUCCAGGUUUUUGCCCCAAAAUCAAGCCAUCUUAACCACCGAUGCGGAUGCUACCAUUUUAUUAUUCAACGAUAUGGCCAGUUUGUGUUUCGGUAUCGAUAAAUUUUACAUCGGCAAAUGUAUUUUAAACUUGCUGAAAGAGCCAUUCAAAAAGCAGAUUGGUAAUAUCAUUCGACGUAGAGGACAUCCAUCCUCCCCGUCUUCAUCAUCACCGUCACUUCCUAUAUCAUUGACCAGCAAUACAAAGACCUCCAAUAAGGGUCAUGUAUUAGUAUGUGGUGUGGUUGUCCCCAUUGCUAAAAUGACAGGUGAAUCUUCUGCCGCUUCAUUGUGGUUGAAAGAGAAAAAGACAGAUGAGGGAAAGAAUAUUUACAUUUGGAUUUUUGAGGAAAUUUAUGAAAUUUCACUUUCAUUUCGAAUGGAUAAUGAGGGCAUUGUGCGCGACAUUCAAGGAAAAACGAAAGAUCUUUUUGGAUACGAGUCCGAUGAGAUCCUCGGAGAACCCAUCACCAAAUUGAUACCCGCCUUAUCACCUUAUACCAAGAGCGAUACUCCACCUGCUGCUGACUUGCAAAGAACGGCAGAUUCCUACAAGUUCUUUGGCGGUCGAUCCAAACUAGGGAUCUGCUUCCCUCUCAUGGUCAACCCGAGUGCAAGCACGCCGCACAAGAUCAAGAUCUAUUCUUCGCCUUCCAUCGCCGGCAUGAUCAACGUGCAUGGCAGCAGCGGUAAAAUUCAAAGCAUCAAUCCUGUACCAGCAAAGUAUCUGUUUGGUUAUGCUCCGGAUGCCCUCGUCGAGAAAUUCAAUAUUGACCAGCUCAUCCCCCAGUUCUCCGACAUCAUUGCUGGCUUACGUCGCUGCCACCUUCUGCAGUACGCCUGUACGGUCAACAACCACGCCUGUCGAUGGGUUAUUUCGGAUUUCUACGCCGUCGACAAGUACAAAUCCAUGGCCGUCGACAAAUCGCUCAAGUCGCUCGAACGUCAACCCUCCGUGAGCGCCAACGGACAGACCCUACCGAUCAUUUAUGCUAUCCACCGUGACGGCAGUAAAUUUGACGUGCAUUUGCAAUUACGUUUGAUGAAAAGCGAUCAGGAGGAUAUCAUUACUGUAUGGGUGACCUUUGAUCGUAUUCAUUCGGUGAGAAAAGCAAAACGAGCAGCUCAGCUGCAGCAGCAAGUCAAGCAAAAAUUUCAAAAGACCACCCCAGCGCCUAGUCGUCCUAAAAACUGGGAUAGCGCAACGAACAGCACAACGACACCGAUGGCCACCUUGGCUUCCGAUCAAUUGUCUCAUCCUCUAAGUUCGGUCAACCCCUCUGCGGCUCCACGCCAAUUACCGCCACCGAUUGUAACUACACCGUUGUCGGACGAACCUCCAGCGACACCUAUACCCACCAUCAAUAGAGUGAACCGUUUCACAUCAUCGACCCCCCAUGUAGAUAGUAACAACAAAGAAAAAGACAAUCUUUCUCCUGAAAAACGCGAACCAGUGGAAAUGCCAAAACCAGAAUCGAGAAGACGACCACCCGUCAGACCCUAUGGCAUCGCCUCUUUUGGUGCAGUCGAUCAAAAUAAAGCCUUAUUCCCUGAAGGCGUCCAAGAUAGAAAACGACAAGAAAGUCAAUCGCUAGCUAACGUCAGUCAGUUCAUGGAAGCAGGACAGUCUGCAUCUGAAAGACGAUCCUCCUCCUUGCCACUUCAGCCACCGACAACCACGCCACAGCAUCCUCUGGAUGCUUAUCAGAUCAUCGGGACAUUGGGUGAGGGAGCUUACGGUACAGCGAAACUGGCUUACCGUAUCGAUGAUCCGACGCAAACGAAAGUGGUGAUCAAAUGCAUAGCCAAGUCGAGAAUCAUUGUCGAUUCCUGGAUCCGAGACCGUCAAUUAGGCUUGAUACCACUUGAAAUACACAUUUUGAAAAAACUAAAAGAACAGCCACAAGUCAAUUGCUGCGCUUUGGAAACCUACAUGGAGGAUGAAGAUACCUAUUACGUCGUGAUGAAACUGUACGGCGUCAGCAGUAUGGAUCUUUUCGAUUACAUCGAAUUGAAUGAAAAUAUCAAUGAAGACGAGAUCAGGAAUAUCUUUCGACAAGUGGCCUUGGCCGUGGACCACAUUCAGAGUUUACGGAUAGUGCAUCGUGAUAUAAAGGAUGAAAACAUCCUGUUGGACGAAACAGGCUGUGUUCAUCUGAUUGAUUUUGGAAGCGCUGCCUACUUUAGAGAAGGACGAACGUUCGAUACGUUUGGUGGAACCUUGGAUUAUUGCGCACCAGAAAUACUGAAGGGUAUGCCCUAUGCAGGUCCUCCCCAAGAUAUCUGGAGCCUAGGCACCCUCUUAUACACGCUUAUCUAUAGAGAAAACCCAUUUUAUAAUGUAGACGAAAUUCUAGAACAUGAUCUGCGGAUUCCCUUUAUUCUAUCCGAAGGGUCGUUGGAACUUAUUAGAAAGAUGUUAAAUAGAGACGUAGAAAAGCGAUAUACAAUCAAAGAAGUGCUGGCACAUCCUUGGUUAAAUGUUUGUAAUGAAACAAACAGUAGCAAUAAUGCAUCGUUGACGAAUGGAAAUACUGUAAAUAACACGAAUCAGAACCAUGAAAAUAAAGUGUAACUGUAAUGAUGGACAUAGUAUAUACAUGUCUAUAGAGAACAAAAUUGACACUGUCGAGUCGUGACAAAAGUUAUAAGAAGGAAUAUUUUUCCAGCGAUACAGAACAGAACGCUUACCAUCAUGUCAUUUAACAAUGUAAGGGCUGACCAAAUUUGAAGGGGAAGUCACCCCAACACUCUGUAUCCGUUUCAUUUUUUUCGAUUAAAAAAGGCUUGUUUGAGAGCGAGACAGAGACAUUUCUCCUUUGUCGCUGAGAAUCAAUAAUUUUAAUUCUUCAAGGCACUUGCACAAAGCGAACAAGUUGGUAAAGAAUACAAAUUGUACCUUUUUACAGCUAACAAUUUGUGUUCAUUUUGUUAAAAACGUCAUCGUUUUUUACAACCUUUUUUUUUUUUUUUUUUUUUUUU